AUGGAGACUAUCAAUGAGAGCCAUGCUGCACCGGACCUAGCAACCUCCCUUCCUCAGCUUCCACGACCGCCGAGUCCCUCUGCAGAUCGAGGCAUUGUUCCUGGCACCGAAUCAUCCCUCACGGACUCAGGCACCUUGCCAAAUGCGGAUGACAUCGACCUUUUCACCUUGAGUCCCGUGGCAGCUUUGAGGAUGCUCUGUAGCACAGUCGAGACUUUGGUCCAUAUUACCGGCGACGUCCCACCAACCCCUCCAAUCAGCCCGCCAAGCACUCCAAAUCUUGGGUUGAUACAAGCUGAAAAAGAGAGCGUUGCUCGCCAUACAAAGGAACACAGGCGUCGACAAAGCGGGGGCGCAGAGAAUACGGGAGACGUUGACGGCGUGCCCGCAAGGGCCAAAACUCCAAUUGGUAGCCCUGAGGCUGGCCCCUCAGAGCCUCUGCACGUCAUUGGGUCAAACAUGGAGCCCCUAAAUAUCCAGCAUGGCGCUAUCAUAAGAAAGUUCUAUUCGAAGAAACCACCCCCGAUCAGUCUAGAAGAAUACCUCUUGCGAUUGCAUCGCUAUUGUCCAAUGUCAACAGCCGUCUAUCUUGCUACAAGUCUCUACAUCUUCAAACUAGCAGUGGUGGAGAGAAUCAUUCCUGUAACUUCUCGUAAUGUUCAUCGCCUGGUGUUAGCCGGCCUUCGAGUGGCAAUGAAAGCAUUGGAAGAUUUCAGCUACCCACAUCGACGAUUUGCAAAAGUUGGAGGUGUCGGCGAGACAGAGUUGGGAAGAUUGGAAGUCAGCUUCUGCUUCGUUACCAACUUUGAGCUGAGAGUUGAUAGAGAAGGCUUGCUGGAACAUGCUAAAUCAAUCAGGCAUAGGGAAAGUCUGUACAGACCGCAAGAAGACCUUCGGCCACAACUGCCUACGCGUGACUUGGUCGCCGAGCAGUCCAAGCCACCGACAGUUACGGCGGAAACUCCUGCUGCCGCAUAG
This is a messenger RNA of Letharia columbiana, 978 nucleotides long. RefSeq lists its product as uncharacterized. Bases 1 to 978 code for a protein of 325 amino acids. The transcript has 2 exons. NCBI's taxonomy places the organism in Eukaryota, Fungi, Ascomycota, Lecanoromycetes, Lecanorales, Parmeliaceae. Gene Ontology annotation, biological process: regulation of cyclin-dependent protein serine/threonine kinase activity. Gene Ontology annotation, molecular function: cyclin-dependent protein serine/threonine kinase regulator activity; protein kinase binding. The record is from RefSeq and is a predicted model, not a curated record. Gene Ontology annotation, cellular component: nucleus; cyclin-dependent protein kinase holoenzyme complex.